Molecule: messenger RNA, 873 nt
Organism: Lactuca saligna
Lineage: Eukaryota; Viridiplantae; Streptophyta; Magnoliopsida; Asterales; Asteraceae
Source: the annotation of a GenBank genome assembly
AUGAAGAAAUCGGGUAGAAAGAAAACCAGCCAAACGGUGUCUUCUUCAACCUCAAAUGUCUUCUCCAAAUUAUGGAUUUCAAGGUUCAAGAACACAAAAGGAUGUGAAGGACGACCCCAACCAGAACCUGAAUCUUCAGACUGCAAAACGAAAGCAAACCACAUUCCAUUACCAAAGCAAUGUUCAAAUAGUGAUGGUUUUUACUGGAGGCUUUCAUUUGGGAAAGAAAAUGAUGAAGGUGACGAGAGUUUGUGUAGUUCAGAUAACAAACUCAAUGUUCCUCCGGUAGGUUAUGGAAGCUCCGGCAACGUGAUCUUUGACCAAACAAAAAUAAGAGAUUUGAUCAGUGGCGAUGCAGAUGAAGAUUUUCGCAAGUCUCUAGAAGAUUGCGCUUUCGAAGAUCCAAACUUGGAGGAAGAAUGGCAGAAGGUGAAAAACAUGAAAGUCGAUGAGAUCAAGUCGAACGAUCAGAACCAUCGGAAAUCUUUUCAUAUAAGCAGAAAGCAUGGUGGUAACGUCAAAUGUCAUUCUCCAAGAACAAUUGCUAAGGAUUCAUGCAAGAUCAAAGCUCUUGAAGACGUGAAGAAACCAUUGAUGAAGACAAAGGAGAGAGUGACUGAAGAUGCAUUCAGGACCAGUCUUGAUAGUUUUGCCAUUGUGAAAACUUCAUUUCAUCCAGAGCAGGAUUUCAGAGACUCGAUGAUAGAAAUGAUAAUGGAGAAGCGAAUUAGGAAAACAGAAGAGCUUGAGGAACUUUUGGCUUGUUAUUUGACAUUAAAUUGUGAUGGAUAUCAUGAUCUAAUUGUUAAGGUGUUUCGACAGGUAUGGUUCGAAGUGAACCAUCUUCACUUUAAUCAAACUCUAGACUUUUGA